UGAUCAACUUUUAAUAAAUUCAUGGAUCGAAAAAUUGAAACAUAAAGUUGCAAGAAAAUGCAAAAUGGAGAAUCGUAGUUACGAGGAGUUUCAGGCUGCAUUACAAAAAGAGAUCGAUACCAGCAAUUUUGAAAAUGCUGAAUUCAUUGCAGAUGAUAAUAUAAUAAAUACUGAAAAAAUUAAUGAUUUUACUAAUGGUGGUGUAUUUUGGUUUCCUGACUUGACUGUUGCUGAUUCAACUUG
Molecule: messenger RNA, 243 nt
Organism: Racocetra fulgida
Lineage: Eukaryota; Fungi; Glomeromycota; Glomeromycetes; Diversisporales; Gigasporaceae
Source: the annotation of a GenBank genome assembly